This is a messenger RNA of Jaculus jaculus (lesser Egyptian jerboa), 2733 nucleotides long. It is a transcript of the gene Msh5, whose product is annotated as mutS homolog 5. Gene Ontology annotation, cellular component: nucleus. Gene Ontology annotation, molecular function: ATP binding; mismatched DNA binding; ATP-dependent DNA damage sensor activity. The coding region runs from base 1 to 2478 and encodes 825 amino acids. Lineage: Eukaryota; Metazoa; Chordata; Mammalia; Rodentia; Dipodidae. Gene Ontology annotation, biological process: chiasma assembly; mismatch repair. The record is from RefSeq and is a predicted model, not a curated record. The transcript has 24 exons.
AUGGCCGCCCUCCGCGCGACCUCGGGCGGGACGCCACGGGGACCAGGGCCGUGGGAGGCCGGGGCUGACUUCCCCGGGAACGCGGGGCACCGCGACGAUGACGACGAGGAGCCGGGCCAGACCCACCUGUGUGUGCUGUGGAACUCAGGAUAUCUGGGCGUCGCCUACUAUGACACCGGCGACUCCACGGUCCACUUCAUGCCUGACGCUCCGGACGACGACGGCCUCACACUUCUCCAGAGAGUUCUGGAUGAAGUCAGCCCCCGGUCUGUUGUUACGAGUGCUAAGCAGGAUGAAAAUAUGACCCGGUUUCUAGGGAAGCUUGCCUCUCAGGAGCACAGAGAGCCAGAGAGACCUGAAAUCAUAUUUUUACCAAGCGUGGAUUUUGGUCCAGAGAUAUGCAAACAACGUCUCCUUUCUGGAGACUACUCCUUCAUCCCCGAGUCCAUGACAGCCAUGGAGAAAGUCCUCUUCCUCUCCUCCAUUAUUCCCUUUGACUGCCUCCUCACGGUUCGAGCACUUGGAGGACUGCUCAAGUUUCUGUCUCGGAGAAGAGUUGGGGUUGAACUGGAAGACUCUAGUGUCAGCGUCCCCAUCCUGGGCUUUAAGAAAUUUGUAUUGACUGAUCUGGUGAGCAUAGAUCAGGACACUUACAGUGUUCUGCAGAUUUUUAAGAGUGAGUCACAUCCCUCAGUGUACAAAGGGGCCAGUGGGCUGAAGGAGGGGCUCAGCCUCUUUGGAAUCCUCAACAGAUGCCGCUCUAAGUGGGGAGAGAAGCUGCUCAGGCUGUGGUUCACACGUCCAACUCAGGAGCUGAGGGAACUCAAUUCCCGUCUGGAUGUCAUUCAGUUUUUUCUGCUACCCCAGAAUCUGGACUUGGCUCAGAUGCUGCAUCGGCUCAUGAGUCACAUCAAGAAUGUGCCUCUGAUUCUGAAACGCAUGAAACUGUCUCACACCAAGGUCAGCGAUUGGCAGGUCCUCUACAAGACCGUGUAUAGUGCCCUGGGCCUGAGGGAUGCCUGCCGCUCCCUCCCCCAAUCCAUCCAGCUUUUUCGGGACAUUGCACAAGAAUUUUCUGAUGAUCUGCACCACAUUGCCAGCCUCAUUGGGAAAGUGGUGGACUUUGAGGGCAGUCUCACUGAAAAUCGCUUCAUAGUCCUUCCCAACAUAGACCCUGAGAUUGAUGAGAAAAAACGAAGGCUGAUGGGUCUUCCAAGUUUCCUCACUGAAGUUGCUCGGAAGGAGCUGGAGAAUCUGGACUCUCGCAUUCCUUCCUGCAGCGCCAUCUACAUCCCUCUGAUCGGCUUCCUUCUUUGUAUUCCUCGCCUGCCAUCCAUGGUGGAGGCCAGUGAUUUUGAGAUUGAGGGACUGGACUUCAUGUUUCUCUCAGAGGAGAAACUCCACUAUCGUAGUGCUCGAACCAAGGAGCUGGAUGCACUGCUGGGGGACCUGCACUGUGAGAUCCGAGACCAGGAGACCCUGCUGAUGUACCAGCUUCAGUGCCAGGUGCUGGCUCGGGCAGCUGUCCUGACACGUGUGUUGGACCUUGCCUCCCACCUGGAUGCACUGCUGGCCCUUGCCAGUGCUGCCCGGGACUAUGGCUACUCAAGACCCCGUUACUCUCCUCAGUUCCAUGGGGUACGAAUCCAGAAUGGCAGACAUCCUCUGAUGGAACUCUGUGCACGAACCUUUGUGCCCAACUCUACAGAAUGUGGUGGGGAAAGAGGGAGGGUCAAAGUGAUCACCGGACCUAACUCCUCUGGGAAGAGCAUAUACCUCAAACAGGUAGGCUUGAUCACGUUCAUGGCCUUGGUGGGCAGCUUUGUGCCCGCAGAGGAGGCUGAAAUUGGAGCAGUAGAUGCCAUCUUCACCCGAAUCCACAGCUGCGAGUCCAUCUCCCUCGGCCUCUCUACCUUCGUGAUCGACCUCAACCAGGUGGCCAAAGCAGUGAAUAAUGCCACUGAGAGGUCUCUGGUCCUUAUUGAUGAAUUCGGGAAGGGAACUAACACGGUGGAUGGACUUGCGCUUCUAGCCGCCGUGCUCCGAAACUGGCUGGCACUUGGACCCAUAUGCCCCCACAUCUUUGUGGCCACCAACUUCCUGAGCCUUGUUCAGUUACAGCUACUGCCACAAGGGCCCCUGGUGCAGUAUCUGACCAUGGAGACUUGUGAGGAUGAAAACGACCUUGUCUUCUUCUAUCAGCUUUGCGAAGGUGUUGCCAAUGCCAGUCAUGCCUCCCACACAGCUGCUCAGGCUGGUCUUCCCAACAAACUCAUUGCUCGUGGCAAAGAGGUCUCAGACUUAAUCCGUAGUGGGAAACCCAUUGAGCCUGUGAAGGAGUUGCUGAGAGAGAACCAAAUGGAAAAUUGCCAGGCACUGGUGGACAAGUUUCUGAAACUGGAUUUGGAAGAUUCCAGUCUGGACUUGGACGCUUUCAUGAGUGAAGAAGUGCUGCCUGCUGCCAGCGUCAUUCUCUGAGACCGUCUUCUGCCCUCAACAGCCACCUGAGACUCUAGGGCGGCUGGACCUCCAUUUCCUUCCCUCGAGUCAGAGUUCUAUUUGCGUAGAAACAUUUUGUGUUUGUUCCUCCAGAUAGCCUCACUCUAGUUCAGGCUGACCUUGAACUCACAGCUGUCCUCCUACCUCUGCCUCCCAAGUGCUGGGAUUAAAGGUGUGUACCAUCACACCCAGCCAAAACUUGUUUUAUAUUAGGAAUAAAGUUAAUCUGGAUUA